AUGCAAUGUCUACUUGCUUUAUUCUUCGUAGCAUUACGCGAAUGUAUCUGGACUAGCCGACACAAUAGAUUGGAUGUUAUUAAAAAACGCAUUAUUGAUCAGCGGCGUUAUUUGCUAGAAAAUUCGGUUGCAAGGGCAACACCAUUUGUUGAAUUAAACAUUAGUGGUACAAAAGAUUUCUUUUACAACGUAAUCUUAUCAUACUUUACUCCAUCAACCAUGCACAACCGAGAAAUGAGAACAAUGAAUGCAGAAGAAUGGACUGUUUACUUUGAUAUGAAUGGAAGAAACCUGUACAGAUGGAAAGGCAGUACUCUUCAAAAGCCCUCUUCACCCUAUUGCCGUAAGUUUGAAUACCAUUUAAUUGGGUCAUAUUUCGAGUUCUUAAAUGCAGCUAAUGUGCCAGUCAUUGCUUUUCUCUACCUACUCAAGUUACAAUCACCAGAUUUCAUUAAAAUUUUUACUAUUGCCAGAUAUCCUCAUUCAUGCCAGAUCAAACUCACUUCAAUCCCUUCAUUUGAUAUAUGUAGCAAAAAUGCCUUAUGCAUUCUCACAUUCAUCACCCUAACACAUUUCUUCAAAGCAACCAAAUUUAUUUGUCUGUUGUGUUGUAAUUAUCCAACUAACUUCUCCGCUUAUUUUUAUCUGCCAGGACGUGGAACGGCAUACACUUCGAAGUGUAAGUUGUUUAUCCAUUCAGUGAACUCAUUUCAAAUUCAUGAAGAUAUUGGUGGCGGAGAUGAUGAUGAUGAUUCAUUGGCUACUGAGUGCUUUCAAUAA
Echinococcus granulosus is the source of this 780-nucleotide messenger RNA. RefSeq lists its product as hypothetical. The coding region runs from base 1 to 780 and encodes 259 amino acids. The transcript has 6 exons. Lineage: Eukaryota; Metazoa; Platyhelminthes; Cestoda; Cyclophyllidea; Taeniidae. The record is from RefSeq and is a predicted model, not a curated record.